This is a messenger RNA of Rana temporaria (common frog), 5587 nucleotides long. It is a transcript of the gene FGD1, whose product is annotated as FYVE, RhoGEF and PH domain containing 1. Lineage: Eukaryota; Metazoa; Chordata; Amphibia; Anura; Ranidae. Gene Ontology annotation, cellular component: cytoplasm. Gene Ontology annotation, biological process: filopodium assembly; cytoskeleton organization. Gene Ontology annotation, molecular function: guanyl-nucleotide exchange factor activity; metal ion binding. The record is from RefSeq and is a predicted model, not a curated record. Bases 1538 to 4129 code for a protein of 863 amino acids. The transcript is spliced from 18 exons.
GAAGGGUUCCAAGCAGCUAAAAUUACAGAGGGUGAAGAAAAUGACUGAAAAAGCUGUGAGAAGGGGCUGAGCCCUGCCAGGAGAGGAGGAGAAGGAAGCUCUCUGACUGAGUUCCUGGAUUCCCAGCACUGCUAAGGAUUCCUGGGAAGAUUUUGGGACAGGAGCCAAAGUCCCCCAUAUCCUGUCCCUGUCAGAUUUCUGACACCGGAGGAGCCUGGCGGCGGAGCUCACAAGUCUGUCAAGGGACUCAUGCUUACGGUAACUGUUUUGGAAUUUCUGAUUUUUGUAUGGGAAGAUCUAUGGAAGUUGCAGCUGAAACCGCUUGGCAUUCUCCGAAGACUUCCUGAGCAGAUCUCCAAGUCUUUUUAUGGAGUAUCCAAGUGUGCAUAAAAGGACUAAAACACAUGCUUAUAGCCUCAGGUGAAGAGUAGACCCAGCAGGGGGGGGGGGGGGACACCGGGAGGUGAUCCUAUCCCAUCAACUUUUGUGACCUGAAGAUUCAGACCAAUACAGAUCUGCUGCCGUGAGGACCGUUAAUGGAAUCAUGUAGGUGCCAUGAAAAUUGAGUCUUAGGUCCUUUGAGGAUAUAGCGAAUAUUUAUUCAGUACAUUUAUGCCUAGGGUAAGGAUGUUCAGGUGCUCUCCAGAAACCGGUCGUUGCCUCUUGGAUUACCUUUUACGUUUUUUUUUUGGAUGAGUGAAUAGCAUGUGAAUACAUUUUCCCAGUACUGACGAGCUAGGAUAUUUUCGAAUCUCAUUCUUCCAUUGCAUCUUCAAAAUAUGGACCUCCGAACAGGUUAGCGGAAGUCUUCAGAUGGGUGAAUGCCGUAGUUUAUGUUUUGCUACUAUUUACCAGUGCUGACAAAUUUUGGAUAUUUCUCGAUUCUGUUCUUCCAUUGCUUCUCCAAAAUAUGGACCUCCGAACAGGUUAGCGGAAGUCUUCGAAUGGGUGAAUGGCGUAGUUUAUAUUUUGCUAUUUCCCAGUACUGACAAAUUUUGGAUAUUUCUCGAUUCUGUUCUUCCAUUGCUUCUCCAAAAUAUGGACUUCCGAAUAGGUUGACGGAAAACCUUUGGAUAGUUGAAUGGCGUAGUUCAUGUGUUGCUACUAUUUCCAAGUACUGACAAGUUUGGACAUUUCUGGAUUCUGAUGUCCCAUUGCUUCUCCAAAAUAUGGACCUCCGAACAGGUUAGCGGAAGUCUUUGUAUGGGUGAAUGCCGUAGUUCAUGUUUUGCUACUAUUUCCAAGUACUGACAAAUUUUGGAUAUUUCUCGAUUCUGUUCUUCCAUUGCUUCUCCAAAAUAUGGACCUACGAACAGGUUGACGGAAACCUUUGGAUGGGUGAAUGACGUAGUUCAUGUUUUGCUACUAUUUCCCAGUGCUGGAAAACGUUGGAUAUUUCAGAAUUCUGUUCUUCCAUAUCUUCUCCAAAAUAUGGACCUACGAACAGGUUAGCUGAAGUCUUUGGAGUUUGGUUUGAGCUACCUUGGACAGAGAUCCGUCAUUCAACAUCCACACCUGUUGCUACUCGUAGAGCAUCAUGUACAUGGAUAAAAGUACUCUGAGAGGGCCCCAGCCCAAGCCUCAAGUGCUUGUUAAAAGCCUCUCCUUGGAGCCAGCUCAUAUCCCAGUACACCCAGAGAAACCCCAGAGGCUCCGAUCUGAUCCUGGAAACUCCUCUGACUGUAAUGGGUCUGCCCCAGAUCCCUGCAACCCCAAGCCGGCUCCUCCUCGACGUCCAGCUCACGCCAAACCCGAAGUUCCUCCAAAGCCCGCACAUCUGCAGAGUGUGAGAAGACCCCGGACUCCCGGUCAUAUUCCUCCACCCCCUUCACGUCCGUUGCCAGCAGAUCCCCGACUCUCACGGGUGUCUCUGCGUCCGGACAAGGAUGGGACCCCCUCAGCAGUUACCUCCUUGAUUGAGAAAUUUGAGAGAGAGCCAAUCAUCCCACCCGAACGCACUUAUCCAGUCAACGACUCCGACGGCCAAACUGAGGUCGACAACGGACCCUCUCAACAUUCUGGUUACAGUAUGGGAGAGCUGGAGAACAAACUCUUGGAUCUUCUUGAGCCAGAUGAAUCCCAGUCCAGUUUAGAGAGGAGGCGAAGACUUGUGGUGGGAGGGGGAGAUGCAGAAGAAAGGGGGGAACAGGACUCCUUAGGAAAACUGGCAAACAGGGACAGUGGCAUUGACAGCAUCAGCUCUCCAUCUACCAGCGAGGAGAUGUGUUUCCUUGGGGAGGUGGAGGAAGGCGGGCGAGAAGAGAUGGAGCCCCCACAUAUUACAGCACAACAUGGCUCUACUCGUGACUCAGAGGGUGACAGCGACAUGGAGGACGGCAGUGGGGGGGAAGAAGAGAUCCUUGUCGGGAGGAUAGACUCAUGCACGUUCACAGCACGCCAGAAAGUAUAUAACAUCGCUAAUGAGCUGCUGCAGACUGAGAAAGCCUAUGUGUCCCGCUUACAUCUCCUGGACCAGGUGUUCUGUGCUCGGCUCAUAGAGGAAGCUGGAACAAAAGGCUCUUUCCCUAUUGAAGUAGUUAUGGGAAUUUUCUCCAACAUCUGUUCCAUAUAUUGCUUCCAUCAACAGUUCCUCCUGCCAGAGCUGGAAAAGCGCAUGCAAGAGUGGGAUUCCAAUCCUCGGAUUGGGGACAUCCUGCAAAAGCUAGCUCCCUUCCUCAAGAUGUAUGGCGAGUAUGUGAAAAACUUUGACAGAGCCAUGGAGCUUGUGAACACAUGGACAGAGCGAUCGUCCCAGUUCAAGAGCAUCAUUCAGGAGGUGCAGAAGGAGGAGGCCUGCGGUAACCUGACAUUACAGCACCACAUGCUGGAGCCUGUCCAGCGGAUUCCUCGUUAUGAGUUGCUUCUGAAGGAUUAUCUCCAGAAACUGCCAGAGGAUUCCAGAGACCGCAGAGACGCAGAAAAGUCUUUGGACCUAAUAGCAACAGCAGCUGAACACUCUAAUGCAGCUAUCAGGAAAAUGGAGAGGAUGCAUAAACUCCUCAAAGUCUAUGAGCUGUUAGGUGGUGAAGAGGAUAUUGUCAGCCCCACUAAUGAGCUCAUAAAAGAGGGGCACAUCCUGAAACUGUCUGCAAAGAAUGGGACCACUCAGGACAGAUACCUCAUUCUGUUCAAUGACCGCCUGCUCUACUGUGUCCCGAAACUGCGUCUGAUUGGUCAGAAGUACAGUGUGCGAGCCAGAAUUGACGUAGAUGGGAUGGAGCUGAAACACAGCAGCAGCCCUAACCUGACAAGAACCUUUCUAGUGUCUGGAAAACAACGAUCCCUGGAGCUCCAAGCCAGAACCGAAGAAGAGAAAAAGGAAUGGAUUCAGGCUAUUGAAGCCACCAUGAGUCGUCAUGAGCAGACAGUAGAGCAGUUCAAACUGCUAAAUUCCUCUCAUCGAGAAGAUGAAGAAACCCCCCCCAAUUCACCGAACACAGACCUGGGUAAGCGAGCGCCGACGCCAAUCAGGGAGAAGGAGGUAACCAUGUGCAUGAAAUGCCAAGAAGCUUUUAACUCUAUAACCAAAAGGAGGCACCACUGCAAAGCCUGUGGCCAUGUGGUUUGUGGAAAGUGUUCAGAAUUUCGUGCUCGGCUGGUCUAUGACAACAAUCGAACAAACCGCGUGUGUGUGGACUGUUACACUGCCCUACACGGUUCUGUCCUCAGCCCAGCUUACAACACUCACACGCCUCAACGCAGGAAAUCCAUCUUAGAGAAACAGGCUUCAGUAGUAGCAGAGCACAGUAUAUUGUGCAGUUACAUGCAUUACAUGGAGAAGGGAGCGAAGAGCUGGCACAAAGGCUGGUUUGUCAUCCCUCAGAAUGAGCCCCUGGUGCUGUACAUCUAUGGAGCUCCACAGGAUGUAAAGGCUCAGAGGAGUAUCCCUUUAAUCGGCUUUGAGGUCACCCCAACAGAACAGUGUGAACGGUCCGAUCGCAAACACGUCUUCAAGAUCAGUCAAAGCCAGCUCAGCUUCUACUUCAGCCCCGAAACUGAAGAAUUUCAACGCCGUUGGGUAAAAGCACUUUCCCGAGCUGGACGAGGGGAGGAUUACAACACCAAACACUUACUCCUGGAGACUGAGGAAGAAACUGAAGGUACUGGAGAGACUCUAGGGGACACUUGAGGAUCAAUCCACUACACCUCCCUUUUGGAGACGCCGAAGAAGGACAUUUAGACAAAUCCAUUCAUCUUCAAUAGGGGACUAUUGCAAUGUGAGGCUAAACUUACCUAUAGUAGCUUCACACGGGGAGGGCUGGACUCACCCAUAGUACUUCCAUGUUCAACAAAAGACCUGAAAGAAAAAAGAACGGACAUGCUAACUCAGAGGACUUCUGAUGAACUAAACUAAGCAUUCUCCUCUGUGACAGCUCAAUGGGAUGGGGCUGGACUGACCCAUCAUCGCUUACAUAGGGAGGAGUUGGAUGGCUGGCUUGACCCAUUACCACCUCCUUCCUUGGUCAACUGAUGCUUCCACACUCCUGAACUCAUUCUUUACACAAACCCAUCACUGGCACUUUCUCUUUUUUUUUUUUUUUUUUUUUAUAUGUUAUGUAUUAUAAUUAUUUUAAUAAUAUUUAGCAACACUUUUUUAAGUUGUAAUUUUUGCUCGUUUUGGAACCAUGGGUUCCAUUUAAAUUUUUUUAUACCAUCAUUCCAAACUCCAUGCUUAAGUAUCUCAAAGUAGCCUGGUAGCAUGCGAGGUCCUGCCUUAAGAGAGUGACAGAAAUGUGGACAGGGUGCCAAAAAUCGAUUGAUUUCCAGCUUUUUGGGAAUCGAUCUAAAGUGCCAUAAUACAUGUUAUACGCUUAAUACCACUGAGGUGUAAUGUGCCACCUGUGUUCUUCCAAAUCUGCUUUCCGUUUUUGUGUACAAGUAUCCUGACAACUACGCCAAAAAUAAAAAGUCAAAUGCAUUAUAAAGUAGAACCGGUAGGCAGAUUGGAUGGAUGUGUUCCCAACUCAAUAUUCCACAACGAUAUAGUAAGUGGCCAUAUUCAUCUGUUAUAAAAGUGUAAUACAGGGCUACUGUAGCAAUGACAAAUCAGUCCUUUAUGACAUUCAUGAAUGCAUAGGUUGCAUUCCCUGGUGAUCAGAAGGUAUAGCAUUUCAUACACACAAGAACCUAAGUGCAUUAAAGUGUAUCUAUAGCCAAAACUUUUUUAAAGUAGGGAUCAUCCGUCAACUUUUUAUUGUUGUCUGUUUCCCUUUUAACAGAUUUUCCUUUACUUCCUUUCUAGUAAAACGGUGACCCCAAAACAGGAAGUGAAGGCAAAUCUCUCUAAUGGAGCACAGGAAAGCAGUAAAACCUGACAGGUUCUAACUCUUCCUCACUCUAUCCCAAAAAAUAAAAUAAUUACCUUUUGGGUAUAAAUACACUUUAUUAGAAAUCUAAAGUGUUCUAUGACCAAGUAUAUCAUUAUAAAAAGAAAUACAGGUAAAGUAUAAUGGAAGCAUACUAUACAGUUGGGUAUUGACUAUCUCUUCAGAUUAGUUUCUAUUUAGCUAAUGAAUACAUUGCUGGAAAUAAUGUUAUAUGUACAGAGAAAGCUGCAAAGUUGAUAUAUAGGAAAGCCAUAUUUUAG